AUGAGCAACAAAUCCCUCCAGCAAGCUCUAGCAAAUCUCCUCCCCACCCACGCCGAAGCUCUCCCACCAGAGCUUGUCAACCAUGCCUCAAACCUCCUCGCACAGUCUCGCAGCUACGGCAGCAGCUUGAGGCCGGAGGAGGAAAUCGCUAGACCAUAUGUCUGUGCCGAAAUCGCUUGCAAACGAUUAAGCAAAUCACUCAAGCUACCCCCUCUCCUCGGAAGGCCACCAUGUCCACCACGCGUGUAUAAGAAAACAUAUACCUAUCUCGAGCAGGCGUUGCUGAAAUCAUCCACAACGGCUUCAAGAACCACCCCAAGGAAACCAACAGGCACGUCUACAUCGCUACGGACACCGUCGAAGAAUUCCCCAGCAGUAACAGCAAAUGGUUCGCCCUUGAAACGUCCUCUCCCCAUGAGCCCCUUUCGAAAAACAGCGAAUAAUAGGCGAAAGGCACCUCUCCAGAGCAGCGUGGGGAUCAACAGCGUAUCGAACAAAAAAUCAAUUCAAGACGCGCCCUCCUGGACGAUGCCGCUUAUUCGACGGGUCUGCAAGGCACUAUCUACGCGCACACCUUCCUCCACAUCAUAUUCGCGCCCUACCAUCUCCCUGCUCUUACCACCGCAUAUCUUUGUGGGUGUCUCGUCAAUACUCUCAUUCAUUUCUGAACCAGGGGAGCAGUGGGAUGAAACACUAGCAGAAUUUCUUGCGCCGCUUUCGGUAAAGACGACGACGCAGAUUCGAAAUCCUGACUCACAGGAUACUAAAAUUUACAGAGAUAGGAUUUCUACGUUGAUUGUGGCGGUGUAUUUUGUUGUUCUUGCUCGUCGGCGGCCUUCGUCUUCCGCGGAGACGUUGGAUGUGGAUACAUAUAUUGAGAUGGCUUCUGCGGCAUUGGAAAGCCUUGGUUUGGAAGGAACCUCAUAUGUAAGCGAUGUGGAUGACUGGUUGUCAAUAAUAAUGUUGCGGAACUGGACGGUUGGGACUGAGUGGUUUGAAAAUAUUCCUGGUCCAGCCGUGGGUAAUGAAGAUGAAGUAGAAAAUGUUGAUGACGAAAAAAAUGAUGGUGAUAAAGAUAUAAUCGUCGGUUUGAAGAGAAAGAGGGCUCUCCGAAUGGAGAGUCGACGCCGGAGCCGCGAUGGUAUGGAAAAACCGCGGGGUGGUUUGCAGCCAGGGUUAGGCACGAUGAUGCAGGACCGCCUCAAUUGGUUGAGUGAGGAUAAGAGGGGGGAUUACUUGGAGUGGAAAGCAGGUAUAAUGGGGAGGAUACGGGCUAUUGAAAGUGGGAUGGUUGUUGGAUGA
Molecule: messenger RNA, 1302 nt
Organism: Paracoccidioides brasiliensis Pb18
Exons: 2
Coding region: 1-1302 (433 amino acids)
Biological process (GO): DNA replication
Cellular component (GO): nuclear origin of replication recognition complex
Molecular function (GO): DNA binding
Source: RefSeq, a predicted model, not a curated record